Molecule: messenger RNA, 1073 nt
Organism: Dendrobium catenatum
Lineage: Eukaryota; Viridiplantae; Streptophyta; Magnoliopsida; Asparagales; Orchidaceae
Product: RING-H2 finger protein ATL2
Exons: 1
Coding region: 16-804 (262 amino acids)
Biological process (GO): protein ubiquitination
Source: RefSeq, a predicted model, not a curated record
GAAAACACAGCAGAAAUGGACCCUAGCCCUUAUGGCCAUAGUUGGCACAAAACCGACGGCGGCGGCGGCGGCGGUGGAGGUGGCGGAGGUGGAGUUCCUUCGCCCCAUAGCUACGCCCUCAGCGGCAAAAUUAUGCUCAGCGCCAUCGUAAUCCUCUUCUCCAUCGUCCUCCUCAUCCUCUUCCUCCACUUCUACGUCCGCUGGCACGUUCUCCGCCGCGCCACGCGCCGUGCGAGGCGGAGGCGCCGCCGUUUCAUUUUUGCUGGAGAAAACCAGUCUCCAUCCACCAACCGUGCCAUAGACCCCGCCAUCCUCAAAUCCCUCCCAGUUCUCCUUUACUCUCCUGGCGCCGGCGACGACGACGAGUCGGACGAAUGCGAUUGCGCCGUUUGCCUUAACGAAUUCGAGGACGGCCAAAAGAUCCGCAAUCUCCCGCUAUGCGGCCAUAGUUUCCACAUCGAUUGCAUCGAUAUGUGGUUCUCUUCCCACUCCAAUUGCCCCCUCUGCCGUUCCGCCGUCGAGGCGGUGCCGUCAUGCCAGCGGGAGGAAGAAAUCGGCUCGUCCUCAUCCGAUUCCGGUGAAGUCGAAAUCGCGAUCGAGAUGCCGGAGGGGGGAAUCAACGAUUUUAGCGAAGAAGCAGAGCGGCUAGGGUUAGGGCAAGCUCUGAAGUGGCCGAUCAACCGGGUCGUGUUGCUUCGGCGAUUCCUGACGCUGGAAAUUCAGCCGAACCGGAACAACGUAUCUGGAGCGACGCCGGAUUUGGAGGGCGGAGGAACGGCGGCGCUGCCUUCCCCGGCGGAGUAGUGGAUGAUCGUGAUUGAACACGUGGCGGGAAUCGGGGGGAUGAUCACUGUAAAUUACUGUAAAGAUUCUUUUCGGUGUGGAAGUUUUUAUAAUUUUCUAGUUUUAAGUCGGAAGGUUUACUACAUUCGCCGGUCAUUUGACCGAAAGAUUAGGGAAGCUUCUGAUGUUCCGCUUGCGGCUGUAAAUGAACUGAGAUAAUAGAAUAUUAUCUUGUCUAAGACUGUUCAUUUGUUUUAUUUAAAUCGAGUCGAAUUUAAUUGCGAUUGGAA